UCUGGGGAAAGAGAACUUUGUAUUUCGUUUCUUGUUCAGUCCCCGUUCUGCUCUCAGCGAUGGCGGCUGCUGAUCUGAGAGACGAGCUGAGCUGCUCCAUCUGCCUGAGCAUUUAUACUGAUCCGGUAAUGCUGCCCUGUGGCCAUAACUUCUGCCGGGGCUGCGUUGGCAGUGUGAUGGAUGCCCAGGAGGGAUUGGGGGCUUAUUCCUGCCCUGAUUGCAGAGCCGAGUAUCAGGAGCGCCCCGCCCUGCCCAGGAACAGAACUCUGGGGAACAUAGCAGCGCGGUUCUGUCCGACUGAGCCGGAGCCGGGGGAGACUGGGAUUCCCUGCACCUACUGUGUCCUCUCCCCUGUACCCGCUGUUAAAUCCUGUCUGCACUGUGAGGCUUCUCUGUGUGAUACCCACCUGCGGGGGCACAGCCAGUCAGCAGAACAUGUACUCACUGAGCCCACCGCUUCCUUUAUUGGGAGAAAAUGUUCUGUACAUCACAAGGUUCUGGAGUAUCACUGCUGUGAGGAUUCUGCCUGUAUCUGUGUGUCCUGCUGCCUGCCCGGGGGGCACCGGGGCCACAGGGUGGAGCUGCUGAGUGAGGCCUCUGAGAAGAAGAAAGAGAAACUGAGGAAAGUUCUGGAGAAACUGAGCCCAGAGAGAGAGGAGACUGAGAGAGGAGCCCAGAGGCUGCAGGAGCGCAGGAGAGAAGUGGCAGAAGCGGCAGCCGGUGAGACAGAGAGAGUCACUGCCCUGUUUAGGGGCAUCAGGGAAGAGCUGGAAGCCCUAGAGAAGCGACUCCUGAGUGACAUCUCCAGGCAGAAAGAGGAGCUCUCACUCACACUCACUGAGCUGAUCCAACAGCUGGAAAUAAAGAAGGACGAGCUGUCCAGGAAGAUCCGGCACAUUGAGGAGCUGUGCAACAUGGCAGAUCCACUCACUGUCCUACAGGAACAAUGGGAAUCCCAUGGGGCUGCCUUUUGUGGGGCUGAGGGGGCAGAUACUGAGGGCAGAGAGAGAGAGGGUACUGAGGGGGCAGAUAAUGAGGGCAGAGAGAGAGAGGGUAUAAAGGUCCCAGCUGUAGGGGAUCUGGAUGUGGGUCGGAUCUCAGAGACAUUACUCACAGGCUUAGCUGGGAUUGUGACUUGGGUAAUGGGAAGGGUCUAUGGGCAGGAGGCCACAGACCUGGUACUGGAUAUAAACACGACUCAUAAUCGUGUAUCUGUAUCAGGGGACAGGAAAUCUGCUUCCUACUCACUAACAAACCAACAUUACCCACAAUCCCCAGUGAGAUUUCAACUUUAUUCUCAGGCUUUAAGCAGCAGGAGUUUCCCCUCAGGGCGACAUUACUGGGAAGUGGAGGGCAGUGAAUCAGGGGAGUGGGAGGUAGGGGCGGCCUAUCCCAGUAUAGAGAGGGGGGGGAGACAGUCUGGUAUUGGGAAUAAUAACAAGUCCUGGGGUUUGUACAAAUGGAAGGAUAAUAGCUUUAGAGUGAGACAUGACAGUAAAUGGACACAGUUACCCCACGCCCCUUCCUGCAGGAGAAUCAGGAUCUCAUUGGACUAUGAGGCCGGACGCCUGUCCUUUUAUGAGCUGAGUGAGCCAAUCAGGCACUUACACACCUUCACUGCCUCCUUCACUGAGCCCCUUCAUGCUGCAUUCUAUAUUUAUGGUACCUGGGUGAGAAUCAUUAGUUAGGGCCCAGGGCUGGAGACACUCUUUAUGCUGCCAUAUGAUAAUUUCUUGUGAUGUUUUCCUUUCCCCUUUCCUUCAUAAAGAGGGUAAUUUAUUCACAGCUCCCUAUCUCUCUUUAAACAAACGCCUCCCUUCUCUAAGCAGUAGCACUGAGCAGCUCAUUAUAAGGGGCCUCUUAGUGAUUACAUAUGUUUGUAUCAUAUCCUCCAUUGCUCUGCAGGACCAGGAAGUGACAGGAAGUGCUAAAGUGAAACUAGCUUCAUAUUCUUCUAUAGUGCCAGGAAUAACAGAAACCAUAGAUAUUUUGUAAUUAUAACAAAAGAAAUGUUGAGCACAAGCCCUAUUCAUUGAGCUCAUUUUGAAAAUGGGUGUAUGCUGUCCCUUUAAAGGUGUAUUCUAUCCCAUCUAAAGCUUUUGACUAUCAACCCCCCCAUGUAGGCACUGAUACAUAAUAUAUGGCACCUGUGUUACAUUUGGGCUAAAAGCAGCUGUUUCCUUUUGUUAUGCCAGAGCAGUAUUGUGCUGGCACCAUAAGAGUUAACAAUAACAACAUUGGGUCUCAGGCCCACAAAGAGUCCCAUAAUUAGAUAUUCCAUUAGGGGAUUGUGGGAAAGGGAUGCACCAUAUAGGUCUAUUCAGAACCAGACCAUUGGACAAUUGGUAGAUUGUAGAAAAGGAUCCAUAUCCCCCCUUAUAUAGGGAUAUAAAUCACAUAUUGGAUAUGAGGAGGUCAUGUGAUUCCUAAGGAUACCAAUCAGGGUCUCUACCCACCAGUUAGGAGGGAUAGUUUCUGGGGGGCUGGGACAUGUUUGGUAUCAUUCUGAUUAUCCACAAAUGGAUCACAUUUCCGGGGCGCUCCUACCCCAUGUGUAAGGCAAUGAGGGUGAGGGGCGGGUGUCCCAGUGGGUUAUAAAGAGUGGGGAGCCCUAAGCAUUGGCACUCAUACCUUGAGGCGCCAGUCCUGCCUGGGGGCUGGGCCCACUUACUCCAACUCCUGCCUCAGGGGGAAACAUAGGAAAUUCCUGACUUUGUAACGUACAUAGGGUUUCUCUGUGUUUUAUUCCUUUUUAUUUUACUUUACUCUUUGCAAUUUGAUAUUAUGUAGGUCUCUUUGUAACAUUCUUUCUGUACAGAGAUUCACUGUUUGCUUUUGUAAUAUUAAAUGUAAUAAGCUUUGAGCCCAUAGGC
This is a messenger RNA of Xenopus tropicalis (tropical clawed frog), 2873 nucleotides long. RefSeq names its product E3 ubiquitin/ISG15 ligase TRIM25-like. Gene Ontology annotation, cellular component: cytoplasm. The record is from RefSeq and is a predicted model, not a curated record. The transcript has a single exon. NCBI's taxonomy places the organism in Eukaryota, Metazoa, Chordata, Amphibia, Anura, Pipidae. Gene Ontology annotation, biological process: antiviral innate immune response. Gene Ontology annotation, molecular function: zinc ion binding. The coding region runs from base 60 to 1688 and encodes 542 amino acids.